GUUAACUUGAGAAUUUGUUUGUUAUUUUAUGAGCGGCGCAAAAUUAGAGGAGGGAGAAAAUAAACGAAAUGAGAAGAGGGCCUCUAAUCUCGAAAAUUUAUAACAAUUUUAAAAUGAAGAGGAGAGAGAAUUCAUAUAAUCUUUAGGAGUAAAAACGGGCAGAAAAAGUGGGUGGCUGGGUAGGCAACGGGCAGUUUUCGGUCAGUUUCCGAUCCUGUGCGGUGUCGACCGCCAUUACUGUCUGUGAACAAGAUCUGAAUGUCAGUGAUUUGAUGAUAUGAUCUCAACAUUACAUUAGAAUUAUGUCGUUUUGAUUGAUUUCUGUUUUUGAUCUCUUAAUCUUCAACAUAACAAAAAAUUCUCAAAUUUCUCUUCAUAUUAUUCUCAGUAUCUUCCUCUAGUAUCCUUGCAGCUGCUUUUGUUCCUCUUCAGUGAAAGAUUAAUCUAGUGUAAAACACGAUGUCCUUCAAGGGCAUUGUAAGAGAACUAAAAGGAAUGAGGGACGGGAUUGGAAAUCUCUCGAGACGAGAAGGGGGGAGGCAUUGGCGAGGUAGAACGAGGUCACAUAUUGCACCUGAUCAUGCAGCACCUAUUACCGAGGAAAUUGAGCAAGGGCGGUGGGCGAAUUUGCCUCCAGAGUUGCUUUUAGAUAUUAUUAGAAGGGUUGAAGCUAGUGAGACAUCUUGGCCUGCAAGGAGUGUUGUAGUGUUUUGUGCUGCCGUUUGUAGAUCAUGGAGAGAGGUUACUAAGGAAAUUGUUCAGACUCCAGAACAAUGUGGAAGGCUCACUUUUCCGAUCUCUUUGAAGCAGCCUGGGCCACGCGAUUUGCCUAUUCAAUGUUUUAUUAAAAGAGAUAGAGCAACUUCAACUUUCCGGCUAUUCUAUGGAUUGACACCUUCUGAAGAUGAGAAUGAUAAGUUAUUAUUGGCUGCUAAGAAAAUACGAAGAGGAACGAGCACAGACUUUGUAAUAUCUUUAGUUGCAGAUGACUUUUCUAGAGCUAGUAAUGCAUAUGUCGGAAAGCUCAGGUCGAAUUUUCUGGGUACCAAGUUCACCAUGUUUGACAGCCAGCCACCGGAGGAUGCAGUUGUCAAAACAAACAGUCGAUCGAGUCGUAGGUUUCAUUCUAAACAGGUUUCUCCGAAAGUGUCUGCUUUCAAUUACAGCAUAGCGACUAUCUCCUACGAGCUGAGUGUUCUUCGUACGCGGGGGCCCAGAAGACUACAUUGUGUCAUGCACUCGAUCCCUCUUGCUUCAAUUCAAGAGGGAGGCUCUGCACCGAUACCUCAAUCCUUUGCCCGAUCAUCUGACGAGAAGCAAGGUCUGCCCGCACCUAAUUUAUUAGGGAAGGAUCAAGCUAUCAAUUUUAGCUCUACUAGUCUAUCCGAGCUACCACCCACAAUCUCCGAGGACCGACUUAUACUAAAAAACAAAUCUCCUAGAUGGCACGAGCAACUGCAGUGCUGGUGCUUGAAUUUCAGGGGUCGAGUGACUGUUGCCUCAGUCAAGAAUUUCCAGCUUGUAGCAGCUGUUGAGCCGCACCACAAUAUUUCAGCGGCUGAGCAAGAAAAGGUAAUACUGCAAUUCGGAAAGAUUGGAAAAGACAUUUUCACCAUGGAUUAUCGGUACCCACUCUCUGCAUUCCAGGCCUUUGCAAUCUGUCUUAGCAGCUUUGAUACAAAGCCCGCAUGUGAAUGAUAUCUCAGAUUGUUUUUUGUGAGUUUUCUCCCCCCUCUCCUGGCCGAUGCCAGUCGAUAUCGAAAAAUUUGUGUUGAAAGCCAUGAGAAACCCGAGCUGCAGAAUGUGUUGACUGGUGAGUGUGAUCUUAACUGUGUAAUCAUGGAAGUUUGUAUUGCAGAACAACAAUGGAUGUAUAUUAAUGGUGCCAAGAGAAAGUAGCGUAUUUUGUAUUUCGUUUUCUUUCAACUCGGUAAUAUUUGCCCAUGUACGCGCCUCAAAGUGAUACCGGUAGCUCUUAAAAGUCGCAACUCCUUAAUGUUAUAGCUUAAUCUGCUUAAAAAUUUUUCCCAAAGAAUGGCUUGAUGCAUUGCUGCCGUUAGUUUCACACAUUGAAUUUUCUUUGUCAGUUGCAUAAAGAGAAUCUACUAGUCUUUAUCAUGCUAUCAUAAGGUCAAACCUUCCCAAUUAAUUUGGGCACAUGCCACUCAUCA
Molecule: messenger RNA, 2171 nt
Organism: Amaranthus tricolor (Joseph's coat)
Lineage: Eukaryota; Viridiplantae; Streptophyta; Magnoliopsida; Caryophyllales; Amaranthaceae
Product: tubby-like F-box protein 5
Exons: 5
Coding region: 460-1698 (412 amino acids)
Molecular function (GO): protein binding
Source: RefSeq, a predicted model, not a curated record